AUGGCAACUAAACAGUCCGGCAAGGUCUAUCAAGCUCCAACUGCCACAAGCAUCGAAAUCGAGGGUAGUGUUUUGUUGUCUGUUCUCAGACACACUUCUGAAAACUACCCAUCUUUGUAUUCUGGCUCCCUUUUGGGUUUUGAAGAUGACAACGGAUCGAUUGAUAUCACACAUGCUUACCCUUUCCCUUACCCAGAUCAAUACGAGGGUGGAUCUUUGCGUUCCAGAAGCGGUAGCAAGUACCAACAAGAAAUCUUGGAGACUUUGAAGACUUUGGGUCAGGGUGUAGAAUUUCAAGGAUGGUUUCAAUCUACCAUUUCAGGCAACUUUGUCACUUCCCUGUUAAUUGAAGCAUUGGCUCAGCAACAGUUGGCUAAUAAAAAUACUUUCAUUUUGAUCCACAACAUGGCUUCCAUCGGCAAAGUUGAUUUGAAAGCAAUCAGAUUGUCCGAGAACUUUCUCACCACUUACUUGGAAGGUAAAUGGAAGACAAAAGAUUUGGAAGCCCAUAAGUUGUCAUUUUUCAAUAUCUUUGAGGAAAUUGGCAUCACCAUUCACAACCAGCACUUGGUGAACUUGUACUUGGCAAGCGCUGAACCAGAAGUUACUGCAAACGAGUUUGACAACUUGAACUUCUCAUCCAACUCGAACAUCACCACCCAGUUGUUGGAGAACUUAUACAGCCAAAUCGAUUCUUUCAACUUUGAUCAAACCAACUUUAACUACUACCAGAGACAAUUACAAAAGGAGCACACCAAGAUCCUCCAGUGGAAACAAAACAGAAAGUUGGAGAACGCAGAAAGAGCUAAGAUUGGGGAGUCUGAAUUGGACCCAGAAGAAUGGCAGUCAAUCUUCAAGUUGCCAGCUGGUCCUUCUAGAUUCAACAAUACUUUGUACUCUAGAUCUAUUGACGAAUUUGCUGAUGACAUAUUGAAGAAGUGCGAUGAGGAGUUGGUAAAGAGUUUCGCCAUCGAAAGAAAGUUGACUGCGAGCAACUAA
Molecule: messenger RNA, 999 nt
Organism: Clavispora lusitaniae ATCC 42720
Lineage: Eukaryota; Fungi; Ascomycota; Pichiomycetes; Serinales; Metschnikowiaceae
Cellular component (GO): eukaryotic translation initiation factor 3 complex; cytoplasm; eukaryotic 43S preinitiation complex
Molecular function (GO): protein binding; metallopeptidase activity; translation initiation factor activity
Source: RefSeq, a predicted model, not a curated record